Capsicum annuum is the source of this 1118-nucleotide messenger RNA. Its product is annotated as synaptonemal complex protein 1-like. Lineage: Eukaryota; Viridiplantae; Streptophyta; Magnoliopsida; Solanales; Solanaceae. The record is from RefSeq and is a predicted model, not a curated record.
GACUCAUUUUUCUCAUUUCCAGAAGAACGUUGGUCCACCGUCCUUGUCUCUUUCUCAUCUUUUUCCUUCCACAAACAUCCAUCGAAAUUUCUUCAAACCACUUCCUCUUCCAAGGAAUUCAUUAUAUCUUUGAUGUUCUACUUCAAUUUUCCCUCUUUUUCGCAUUGAUUUGAGUACAGAUUUCUUUCCAAAUCUUCAAUUUUUCUGUAAAUUGUAGAUGUGGGUCUUAAAAUAUAAAAUUUUUCUUUAAAUUUUGUGUUGUGUAGGGGAAUUCGGAAAGUAUUUGUGUUUUAUUAGAAAGAAAUAUGAGCAAACUUUUAUGAUUAUCAGGCAUGAAAGGCCUUGAUCAAUUCAAAUCGCUAUCAGGAUCUGCGAAAUCGCUGUUCGGUAACUCCGCGGAUGUUUUCUGAUAUGGUUUCCACUGGAAGCUUCGCGAAUUUGAAGCUAACAGCAGAGAAAUUGGUGAAAGAGCAAGCCUCUGCUAAAACUGAUCUGCAAUUGGCGGUAAAUUGGUUGAUUCAGCUAUCAGGUGUAGUAGGCUUAUACAGAAAACAAAGGCCUCUAGCUCUAAAUUGAAGAAGUUGUUAACUGAAGAUGUUCGUAUGCUAGAAGAGAAGUUGCAAAAUGCAUAUAAUGCAAAUGCUAAGUUGAAAGUGAAGCAGAAAGAGGACGAGAAGCUAUGGAAAGGACUGGAAUCUAAAUUUUCUUCAACAAAGACCUUGUGUGAUCAGCUAACUGAAACCUUACAGCACUUAGCUGGUGUGGUUCAGGAUGCUGAGAAAGACGAGGCGUCUCUUGAAGAUAAACAAUCUGCAACUUCUGUUGUUAUUGAUAACUUGCACGACAACAUGAAUGCCCUCUACUUGACGUUGGAAUCCUCCGAAGAAACUGUUAGAAAUUUCAAGUUAAUAAAUGCUCUAUUGUGCAAUAUGUUUUAUCUUAAUGUUUAUAAUUUCCUAGCAUGUUUUUGGGUUGUUAUUAAAGGUAAUUCUCAGAGCUACCCGGAGGCGGAGCCAGCCUUCUGUUCGGGGAUUCGGCCGAACCCCUUCGACGGAAAAAUAUACUAUUUAUACAUGAUUAAAAUUAUUUUUUAUGUGGUUAUAGUAGGUGUUGAACCC